This is a messenger RNA of Paecilomyces variotii, 2328 nucleotides long. RefSeq names its product major facilitator superfamily domain-containing protein. The record is from RefSeq and is a predicted model, not a curated record. The transcript has 4 exons. Gene Ontology annotation, molecular function: transmembrane transporter activity. NCBI's taxonomy places the organism in Eukaryota, Fungi, Ascomycota, Eurotiomycetes, Eurotiales, Thermoascaceae. The coding region runs from base 362 to 2110 and encodes 582 amino acids. Gene Ontology annotation, biological process: transmembrane transport.
CAGGACUCCACCCUUUAGAAAAAAGAACGUUGAAAUCUUCCAAUGGAGCUGCAUCCAGCUCGACUGACGGCUUGUACCGACUCCUCAUCGGUUGUCGGGCCCUCCAGUUACCGUCGAUCUCCACUGCGAUGAGACGCUUUUGUGCAGAAAAUGGCAAACUUCCGUCGGACUUAGAAGGAUUUAGACCAAGUUUGACAGCAUUAAUUAGUUAUUAGCUGCACGGCCUGUCCCGGAGCAGGAAUUAUGUAUGUAUAAUAAUAAAAUAAUAAUGGACGGCGACAAGAUACAAAUACACUGCCGUGCCCCCGGUUUUGGCCUGGUAGAGAGGCAAUAGAAGCUCCCUCACGAGUCAUCAGCACUCAUGGAUGACCUCUCUAGAACUGCGACAGUUCGUUCGACACGGGAGGAUACCGUCACUCGAGUCUACAGCGGCCAGCACCUCGAUGACCAGACCGUAUACCAUGAAGACGAAUACCAUGCAGAGGACAGCUUCGACGACGACGAAAAGAGGCCCCUUCCGCAAGGCAGAAAAGGCAGCGAAGGCUCAGAGUCUCUCAGCAGCGAUGAGGAGUCUCACGAUGGCCCCGUUCUAGAAAAUGAUGCAGGCAUCAUGACCGAACGCGAUACUGAUCUGGAAGCCGGCCCUCGAGAAAAUUUGGAAAAGACAGGCACGCGCAAGUCGCAGAGAUCCCAACGAGAUCCCAAGCUGGUUACCUGGGAAGGCCCCGAUGAUCCAGAGAACCCCAAGAACUGGCCCAUGAAGAGGAAAUGGGCAGCCACAUUCGUUGUCUCAUGCUUCACUUUCAUCUCCCCCGUCUCGUCCUCUAUGGUAGCUCCCGCCCUGACCACCAUUGCCGCCGAGUUCCACGUCAAAAAUGAAGUCGAAUCGCAGCUGAUGCUGUCUGUUUUCAUCUUGGCCUAUGCUGUCGGUCCCCUCUUCUUGGGGCCCAUGUCGGAAAUGUUUGGUCGCGUCAAAGUUCUGCAGCUGGCAAAUCUGUUCUAUUUGGCCUUCAAUAUCGGCUGCGGAGUGUGCACGUCCAAGAACCAGCUCAUUGCUUUCCGUUUCUUGUCCGGCCUGGGAGGCAGUGUCCCACUGGCGGUCGGUGGUGGUGUCUUGAGUGACUGCUUCAAACCGGAAGAAAGAGGGAAAUCGGUCGCCAUCUACAGUCUUGCGCCUCUUCUAGGUCCCGCAGUAGGACCCAUUGCAGGUGGUUUCAUUACGGAGAAUACAACCUGGAGAUGGGUCUUCUAUGCUACGUCUAUUGCCGAUGCUGUGAUUCAGGUCGUGGGUUAUUUCUUGCUGCAAGAGACCUAUGCUCCACAGAUUCUGAAAAUGAAGGCGAACAAGAUCCGCAAGGAUACCGGAGACCCGACCUGGCAUACCGAAUUCGAAACCCCGGACAAGACGGUCUUCAACGUCCUCCGUGUAUCAAUGGUGCGACCUUUCCGUCUAUUGGGCACACAACCCAUCGUUCAGGCCCUGGCUGUCUACAUGGCUUACAUGUAUGGCUUGAUGUACUUGAUGCUGUCUACCUUCCCCACCCUGUGGACAAGCCCGGAGUAUUACAAUGAAUCCAUUGGUAUCGGAGGUCUGAAUUACAUCUCCCUGGGUGUUGGGUUUUUCCUUGCCUCGCAGAUCUGCGCCCCCUUGAACGACCGUAUCUACCGCCUCUUGAAGGCUCGAAAUAACGGCGUCGCGAAACCAGAGUUUCGCACACCACUGAUUGUUCUCGCGGCGACUCUCAUGCCCAUCGGUCUCUUCAUCUACGGCUGGACAGCCCAAUACCACACGCAUUGGAUCGCACCGAAUAUUGGCGCUGCCAUGUUCUCCGCGGGCGUAAUCGUCGGGUUCCAGUGUAUCCAGACGUAUAUUGUAGACUCAUACACCCGUUUCGCAGCCAGUGCUUUGGCAGCAGUAACGGUUCUCCGAUCUCUAGCAGGCUUCGGGUUUCCUCUAUUCGCGCCGUAUCUGUACCAGGCGUUGCAUUACGGAUGGGGAAACAGUCUCCUGGCAUUCGUCGCCAUUGGCAUUGGCGGACCCGCUCCAUUCCUGCUAUGGAAAUAUGGAGAGAAAAUGCGCAAACUGAGUCCGUAUGCAGCGGGCGCCUAAAAGUGAUGUUCUGUUUCUUAUGCUCGAUGUUCACGGUGUCAUGGUACGGUACACGCAUAGACUGCAUCGCGAUGGCGUUGAGUGUGGUUCAUGUACGAAUUUCAUAUAGACAAAUAGUACAUAAUAUUAUUUCUCCCUCUAAACAUGCACCCAUCCACCAAUUCCAACAAAAGUCCAAAUAGAGCCCUUCUCACCAAAGACACAACGAAAAACAAUAG